ACCGUUGUUUGAUUGGUCAAGUUGUGACAAUAUUUUUAUUGAGAAAUUGACGUUGCUUUGCUAAUUUCACGAGCAAAUUUUACGGAGCGAACCUGAAGUCGCUUGAUGAUGGAAAAUGCCGACUGAAAUCCCUGUUGUCUGGCGUAUUUUUACGCUGCCAGGCCUAGGAGGAAAUCGGUAGAUGCGGUCGCUAAAGUUGUGGUUAGUUUUGCUGGUUUAAAGAUGCAUUUUUAUCUUUACCAUUACAGGUUAAUUUGGAGAUCAUUUGUGGAAAGUUUUGCGGAUGACCAUGGUUUCAUUCUGCUUCACAAAUCAAUUUUCUCUUCCGAAGGUUGUUUAAAUCCUUUUGAUUAUACGACCUGUUUUGAUGCAAAGAAUUAAUUUCUCAGAUAUAGUGUUGGUUUUACGUUUGAUAGCAACUUAAAAUUUUGAUAUGACGCAGAAAUGUGAAUCGAUCCGUCGAUCGGUCGGCAAGCUCAGUUAAACCACAACAAUUAGGCAAGAAUAUUAAACACAGGGAAGCUACACUUUUAGAACUUUCAUAACAUAGAUUAAACGCACGAUCGUCUUUAAAGGGUCACUGCAGUGUAUACUUAGAGGUGAAAUCGUUUGCAUUUGGUUAACAACAGACAGAAAUCGACCUAGAGGUCAUUUCCUGUCGAUUUUGACGUAUUUCCUUUCGACGAAUCGAGUUGAAAGUUUUUGUACAAUACCCGUAGAACGGCGAGUUUAUCAUAGCUGUACUCAACUCACGUACCUGUAUAUUCGGUGAGUCUUUAAAUUCUAGUGAGCUUUUCAAAUUCCUUGCGAUCUUUCGGCGAAACAAGAUCUUAGUUAGAGUUUGGUCGCGAGAGGUAAUAGAGUAAGUCUUAUGAUAGCUGUGUCGACGUGUCUUUGGUCCGUUUGUUUAGCCAGUCGGAUAAAAAUUUAAUUAGGAAAGUUUGCUGAACUUCCCAGUUUCCUAACGGUGGAUAAUCUACGCAUGAUCAUCGCAGAAAUUUUGAAAUGUUGUUCUUUAUAAAGACUAGUAAUUUGAAUGUUUAUGUUGUCGAGCAAGUGGAAGCCUUCCGUAGAGCGAUCAUAUUUUGUGUAUGAUUAUAACAUCAACAGGUUUUUGGUUUCGUGACCAUGGCAAAAGAAACCCCAGGACUCUACUAAACUCAAAAUGCCUGUGGAGGAGAAGAGAGACAAGGCACAGACAUCUACAGUGAAUAGGUAAGUUGUCCAAACUCGUUUCAAAAAAUUUUUACCUCGAUUUCAAGUACUUGGGUUUUUCGGGUCAUGUCAAACUCACUACUUGCCGGAAUGUUUACGGUUUUCAUACGGUUUACUUGACCAUAUCUGUGUCAUUUUGAAAAUUUGAGAAGGAACUCGUUUUUAUUCAGGAGUUGUCAAGGGAAAGACUAUUAUGUAAACUACAACAUCAUUAAUCACAUCUUAUUUUGCUCAAGGGUAUUUACUAAUUUUGCGAACGUGCAGUUCCAGUUGUCGUUUUCGUUUGCGCUUGAUUGGCGCUAAUUUGCAUUUAUUUCCCAAAAGCGCCUCGAGAAGCAUUUAAGUGAGAAUUACUGUGUAAUAUGUUUCUGCAUGAAAAAAAAAACCUGUUCGCAAUAUCAUGGGUAAUCCUCUUCCUGAAUACGAAAACGUAGACUUACAAAAUAAUAUUUGAUAUAUUGGAUGUAUCAGCUAGAUACCUCAGUUAUCCAUUAAGCAAAGUUUUUCUAUAUACUUCGUUAAGUGGUUUUCAAUCAUAUCGAUCUGUCGGGGCUCUUGUAAUGAAAGUUUAGAGCUUCCUUUUUUUUUCUGUUUGUCUGAGUAUUUCAAACAGUUUUAUUUUAUCUAUGAAGUAUUGUGUAAAGAGACUGUAUCUGAGAAUAAUAACCGGUGAACAGUGAAUUUAACUUGAAUACCAAAUAGAAUCAUUUGGUGUGUAACCGCAAAAUCUUUUCUCUUCGUAUUUAAAUAGGACGCAAAUUCGCUGACGAGAUUCGUGAAUUUUAAUUCUUCGUAUGUGGUCGGGUUUUUUAAGAAAACUGAACAAAGAUGUUAUUAAUAUUUCUCUGUGGGAAAGCUGCAAGGGGCUGAUGUGAUUGAACUUUGUUCUUCCUUCGUUAAUUUCCGACACAUCCACAAUUCAGCACAACAGUACUUGAAUCUCUUUCCGUUGAAGGAAAUCAUGGAGAUACAAUAACUUUAGAACCUCCUGGUAGCUUUUGUGACUCCAACUGAAAUAUAAACACAUCCCUAAGAAUGUUUUGCUCUCAAAAUAGUUAAAUGGCAAUCUUGAAAGAUGCCUUUAAAACCCUUUUACAUAAAAGCAUUAAAGUUUAGCCCCUAACUUCACGGGUGGAGUGAUAUUCGGUAUGAUAAACAUACUUCAAAUUUUUACCUGGAGCUUAAAGGUUAGGAAAAUUUGGAUUAAUCCCAUUUUUCUUCAAUUUGAUGAUUGAAUACGCUAAAAUGAACUGGGAAAAUUUUCCCAAAUAGUUAUUUGAAUGGAGAAAUAUAGAGAUCUGGAUUAAAAUUGACCCUGGGUUGGUGCUAAUCAGCCUUCGAACAACUGGGCCCUGUACAUAUAUGUUACUAUAGACUAAGUUUUUUUUAAAUUUUGUGCAUGAGUACCUUCAUCAUGCAUAAGAUUAGCAAGUGAUGUGUACCCUAGAAAGACACUUUUGUAGGAUCAAAAAGAUAAUCACCCUUGAAAGACACUUCUAACCAAUGGGUAGAUUUUCUGAAGAAUUGUGUCUGUAAGAUGAGUAGUAACCCAGAUAAAUGUAAAACCCCUUCCUGGCACUCUUGUUUUUGCAAGAAAUGUCAAGUACAUUAUGUCAAAUGUCUUUCAGCAGAGUGAGAGUUUUAUUUUGCUUGUUAAUGUCCAAAUUGAGAUCUAGCGGCUACGCUAUAAGGUAUUUAGUUGAUAACUUUAACAAAAAAAAUAACAAAUCUUUGUCUCUCUUUUCAUUUCAGGGAGAAUGAAGAAAAAGAUUUAUCCAGAUUGUUAGACCUGCUAAACACCCCAGCCAGCAAACAACAGGUAUAUAAUGUUGUACAUACUAUAUUUCCUCAAACAAAAAAAUCAUUCUCCAACUAUUACACUACCUUUUCUAUUGAUUAAGUGCCCCCUAUUUUGAUCCAAAUUUUGGAUAGGUAAUUGAAGGUUUAUUUUAAAAAAUGUGGUACAAACUUCAUCAUCAUCAUCAUCAUCAUCAUCAUUUAUUUGCCAUUUUAAUAUUACAAAAAAAUUUUCCCCAGCAUUAUAGUUUGCAGGAGGUGAGGUGACCCAGGAAGCCACUGGGCCUAUGGGAGAGGACACCUCACUCAACAUAUCUAAAAAGAAUAUAUGCUGCAAAUGUGUGGCUUGGCCAUUUCAGUGAUUAUUUAAGCAAAACUCUGGCAUUUUCGUCUUAAAGCUAAGAAGAUUUGACAAAUUGAGUGACUGAAACGGGAAGAGAGUUCAAAAUUUUAGAACCUUGGUAGAGAAUUGUAAAUUGCUAAAGAUUUGUACAACAAAAGUGGGUUUGAUAAUUGCUGGCUGCUCUGGAACCAUAGCAGUGAAUUUGGCUAUUUUGUUACAAAAAGAUUAAGAAGUAAUAAAGCAUGAAUUUGGUGAUUUCAAAUGGAUUGAUUUGGAGAGUAUGUAAAAUUCCUAGUUUGGAGAAUAAAGGAAUGGAACGAACUUGAUAGUUUAAAUUUGGUGAUAGCCCACAUAGCUUGCCUUCAAUUUUGAGAUGCCCAAUAGGAAAAGUUCUCAUUUCAGGCCCUUCAUUGGAACUUAUUGAACUUGUAUUUUGACCCUUUACUUUUAAGCUUCCUUCCAUCUCUUGGAUCCCAGAUGAAAAUCAGAACACCACAGGUAAUCCAUGGGCUGGGCAGGCAAAUGGAGUGUUACCCCAUCAACACCAGUCAACGGAAGCUCUUGCUUUGGAGAAAUUCAGGUAUAUAUAAAUUGGGAUAACUUGGUUUUUUCAACUGAGUUGACAAUGUAAAUUGGCCACAAUAAAGAGUUUCUGAGGUGAAUUUUUAAGCCGUAGCUCUUUGUCAGAGCAGUGGUCAUACAUCAUCAACUCAGUUGUUAAAACCAAAUUAUCAUCCCAUACUCCCCCACUGAUGCAGCACUUCAGUUUCUUUAGGAACUUAUCCCCUUUAUAUAUAAAUUGGUUUUUUGGUUGAAUGACUUCUGAAAUUUGAGUUUUCUGGUAUUUACUUGGAAUGCAUUUAUGGUUUGCCUUUAACAACUUUUGACUUUCAAAUGACAUUUAUUUUCAAGUGACUCUUCAUUCUAAACAUUUACCACGUAAAUAGUUUGAAAUUUCUACUGCUUUUCUAUAGAUAACACUUAUCAGCUAAUGAUUCUUACCUUGCAAUUAGUUAAAAAUAGAAUCCAAACAAAAGAAUAAUACGCAGUUCUGUUACUCACAGUAAUGCAUCAUUUGAUCUGAAAUGAAAUUAUUCAAGAAUGACAUGAAUUAAAACAAGAAAAAGCGGAAUUCAUGCUUGUGACAGUCAAAUGUUAUAAAACAUGUGUUUUGUGAAACAAACUUAACUAUAGAUGUUUAAGACUUGGUUGGGAACAAAAUCAAAGGCUUACUAAUGAUAUUAAGGUAUUUAAUGUUAGUUACUUAGUAAUACCAUCUAUAUAAUCUUAUCUUUACUAAGCCACUCUUUUAAAUAAAAAUGUUACUGGUAAUGUUGUGGUUCUCUUUUGGUGUGCUGGUGAAUGCAGGCAGUGUUCCUGCUUUUGGUAAAACUUGCUGCUGAUAAUUUACAGUUGUAUGCAAGAAAAUUUAUUUCUUUUUGUGACAAGAUUCUCCAUUUAAUCAACAGCUCCAGGUACCAGGGAGUCAGGAAUUUCAGUUCACAUGCCCUCAGCAGUUACUUCAGCCAGGUCAGUUAAGAACUUGGAGCUCAAUAGAAGAGUAUUAUCUAUAGCUUACAGCACUGUUAUAAGUAUGAUGCAUUUCUAUGUAUAGCAUGCAGUUAUCUGGUUUACAUAUGAUAUAAACCCACCCACUCUUUCACUUUGGACAUGAAUAUCCUAUUCAGAGAUAUAACUGGCAAUCUCAAGGCAGCUUUUGCAUGCCAGCUUGGUUGUCAGUAUAAUAUUAGAUCUAAUUGACAAAUGAAGAGAAAUGAAAAUGAAGGUACUGUGCCUCCUGGUUCAGUCUUAGAUGGUAGUGUGUUUGAAAAGAGGUGUUGUUGGAACUCAUGGGUAUUUCCUUGCAAAUGUUGGGAAUGCCUUUGAUUAUAUUCUGGCAUUUGAGGAUAUCAUGGGGGCAUCAAGAAUUAUGUAAAAACCCCAUGACUUCUGUUUACUCAAAAAGCGGCAAGUGUAAAGGAUUUUUAUAGGUUGCUAAAUGGUGGUUUUCAUCUAUGUGAGGAUAGUUUUUGCAGAAAGACAAGUUCUUAUUGAGGGCAAACAUGACAUGUUUGUGGUCUUUCUCUUUAGAUUUUCACAGCCCUUGUAAAGCAGCGAGUAUGCUACCUGUGAGUAUCAGUGUUAUAGUGAACAGUAUAGACCUUUUUCAAAAUGGUGGGCAUGAUUAUUAGUCUUUGAUGCACAUGCAAAUCAACCUUCCUGGCCUCACAUUAGCAUGAAAAUUAUUGCGUUUUUCAAACAUGUUGUCAAGGCCAAAAAGGCUAAUUUUAAAGGCUAAAUUACCUGGAAUUUACAAGUCCUAGAGAAUAACAGUUAGGUACACCAUUUAUUAAAGGGGCUUAUGGUCUAUAUUUAGCAUCAUACUUGUAUAAAAUGAAAGACAAGUGGGACAGAUUUAAACUUGCAGUCUUCACAAGAUUGAAGGGACAAUUUUUGAAGAGUUGUUAGAAAAUUAACUUACAACGAAAUGUUUUUAUUUGACAUCAGUCUAUUUUUAGAUAUUAUUUAUUUGCAAUCCAUUACUAGGCAUGCAAAUAAUUAGCUGAUUACGGAAUUUGUUGUUUUAAUUUGUCUUUUUUUUUUCUGUCUCAAUUAGGGAGUGGAUUGAACGAGUUCCUCCAGAAAAUAUUCUGAGAGUGCUAAUAUGCCUCAGAAUGCUUAUGAGGGACCACACAUUUCAGGUGAUUACAACUGAACAAAGAUUUACUGCAUGGUCAAACUUAAAAUAAAACCAAAAAAAAAAUUUGGUGUCUUAGGUCUGGUUUUUUGUGUUGUACGUUGGAAGCCUUUGAACAAAGCACCAGUAUUGUUGAACCUUAAAACAAAUUGUGGUCUCAAGUUAGGGGCUCUACAUUUGGAAUUUCAUGCUUUGUCUUUUAACAAAGUCUAAUAAUAAACUUUGGAGUUUAGCUGCAGAAUUUAGAAUUUUUAAGAAUUUUCAUGUCUCAUGUUUUGAUUAGGUUUUGGUUGUUAGGUCUUACCUUUCAGAGUUCAUACUUGAGUUUUAUUUCGACCUGUUAUGCGGGGGGAUACCAAGGCCUAAUGGUCAGUUAAUGUAGGUUGUGCUCAGGGUGGUGAGGUCUUAGCUACUACCAGACUUAAACUUACUGCACAUGUACAUAUUUACAAGAACAGUGCCCUAGUGUUUUUUAUUCAUGAUGUAAAAAAAAUGCAAUGAUAAAAUAUGAAUGUUUUUUUCAUGAAUUGGGAAUUAAUAAUUUUCCCUUUUUACAGGUUGAAUUUUUCAAUCUAGGUGGUGUGAAAGUCCUUGCAGAGGUUUGUUUGUUUUUAGUGCUUAUUAUGAACUCAACAAGUAUAAUUUACCAACAGCAACACAAUAAUAAUAUUAGUUGAUUUAUUUCUGAAUAUGAACCAAGGGUGACCUCUUAGUAUUUCACUGUAUAACUUGUUCCAGGGGGUGAUAGACUGCAGCCAUUUGAAAACAAAUUAGAGCAUACAGUUGUAUGCUCAAUCAUACAAUAGGAUGGCCUGUUAUCAAAACCAGUUUGAAGAGAAAAAUCCAACAUUUUCUUGGAUAUUAGGUUGGCAGUUACUGAUUAUGCACAAGGAAAGGAACUUGGGUCGCAGAAGAUGGACAAACUGUACAAGCUUAUUUGUAUAUUUACGUGAAGAAUGACUGGGAAAAAAUGUGACUAGUUUACUGGAAAAAAAAUUCAGCCUCUCAUUAUUAACAGACUUAGAUUGGUCUGUCAUUAUUAUCGAAUAUAUCAUGUACCCACUGUAGUGUUCUCCUUCCUCCAUUGUGUACUUGAUGAAAUAUCUUUCUGUGAAGUUUUGUUGCAAUGUUGUUCUAGAUCCAAUUGUCUGGAGUUUUUUUGGACACAAAUGAUAAUUUCUCUCCUGUUUGUUAUCAGAGGCUACAACUAUUGACUGAAAGUUAUCUUGAGAAUGGAGAAGAGCCAUUUACUGUUGACAUUCUGAAAGAAAUGACAAGUAAGGAUCUUACCAUGAACAUUUAGUGAUAAUUUCUCUGUACUGAUAUGGCUUUGGUUCUUGUUUGUCAUCGUGUUGUAAGACUUGAUGUGUGUGGUGUAGAUGUGCCUCCAUGCACUGGGAGUAAAAACUGGUACUGGCAAAUGGUCUGAGAACCCUGAAAAAAUGCUGAGGGAAUGUGGAGUGGAACUAGUAUCACAUCCUGCAAGUACAUGUUCCUGUAGUCACCUCAUGCUGAAGAAACUGGGAUAUGCUCUUGCAUCAAAGCUAAUGAGUCUUCUUAUGCUUAUAAAUGUGAUACCUUUUUUUUCAGACAUUUGUCAGAAACUUGCUGCAGAUGUUAAACAGAGGGAGUGGCUUGUGGCAUGUUGCACUCAUAAGGUACAUGUGUAUGUAAUACUCUACAAGAGUUUUUUUCAAGUCUGGCAACAACCAUCAGUUUAGAACAAGGAAAUAGGAAAGUUAUGGCAAACAAAAGAGACAGCAAUUUUCAUAGGAAUCUAAAAGAGGACUCUCUUCAAUCCAUGCUUGCCCCCUAGAACUGCUUGCAAAUUCACCUUUGCCUUUUGCUUUGUCCAGGGCACCAAUGAGUUCACCUUUCCACAUUACUCCUACCUCCAUCAGAGGUGUCUCAUCAUUUUAUUUAUGAACAUGAUAGUGUCGAAAAGGUACAUAUAUGUACAUUGAGUUAGUAUGUGUAACAUGUGUUGUACCCAAAUGACAUGUACAUGCUCUACCUUGUAUUUCCAGGCUCUUGUUCUUCUGUUAUCUGCUAGUGAUGUGAUGGUUCUUCAUUGUUCCUUGUAUGCCCUGAUUGGCUUGGCUCAAAGGUCAGCUUUAUGUAGAGAUCAGUUUAACAUAUCUUAUAUGCCAUUCAUGUAGUUAUGAAAUAAUGCAAUUAGGCUUGUUAAACAUUUUAAAUUUAUUUGAUGCAUCAUUCAUGACCAUAUUACACAUGUACAAACUUUAAAGUGCAAAAUUGUGCGGGGAGGCAAGUUGCUUUGACUAGUAAUGUCAGACAGUGAUGCAUGACCAUCAAUGUUGUGUUAUGCUUUGUUACAUGGUAUCCUCAGUUUCCACAGUUACAUUUUUUUUGUUUUUGUAUUUUGUAAAUAGUGAGAGACCACGAGCUCUGAUUGGCGAAUUGAAUUGCACAGAGAUUCUAUUAAGAAUAUUACAGGAAUAUGACAUCCUUUCCAAAACGUAAGUUAUAUGUAUGUGAUAAGAGGGUUUUCAAUCCCUCUCGACAUUCCUUAUGUCUAUUUUCAGUCUUAUGAUAGGUCUUUUGGUCAUAUGAUUUAUUUAUUUCUUUCUUUUAAGUGUUUCCUUGUUAAGAUUGGACUCUUAUUUACUUAUCUAUGCUUUCUUAUUUGCCCUAUGUGUUAUUUUGAUGAACAUUGGAUUCCACAACUCUCAUAUUUUCUUUCGCAUCAAUGUUUUUAUUAGUCUGGCAGCUGGUCUUCUGAGAAUAUUGUGUGCUGACAGCAGUAUCAGAGAGCAGGUUAAGGUCUUUGAUGGAAUCCCAAUUUGUCUGAGGUGAGAGAUGCUUCCUUUUAAGUAUGUUACCCUUCAUCAAGUUGGAGUUCAAUCUUUAAAACAGUUAUCUUCUAGAAGUACAUGUUUGUUGUGUAUCAUCAAAAGAAACAUUGGGAAGGCUUCUUUAGGCUUUGUCCACAUGCACCUGGAUAGUUUUUAGACUGACUCAAGCUUCAGCCCACCCCUAAACUGUAUAUUCCAGCUGUAAAAACAGACAGAGUUGAUUACCUAUCUUGUAAGGGCAGACAAAAAUGGAGGUUUUUUAAUAGUAGAGGUGAUGUUCUUGUCUGAAGUACCAGAUUAUCUCAACAUAAUCAUGCACAAUGUACAAUUUUACAGUCUAUCAACAGUAUUUUCAUGUUUUCUUCAGCUUACUACACUGUGACAAUCUCAAACUUCUGUGGAACGUGGUUAGUAUAUAGAGGCCAGUCCAUUGAUGAUUCCACUAAUUUUUGCUUUCAGUGACAUGUGCAUUGUCAGAUUGCACUUACAUGUAUCUUAUGCUAUUGUUUUUGGUUUACUUAUUGUAAGGUAUGGAUUAUUGUACAACUGGCUGAAGAUAGUGACUCUAGCAAUGACAUCAGAGUUCUUGGUGGAAUUCCUUUACUUCUGGCACUCCUUCAGUAAGCAAGAUUCAAUAUUAAUUACGGUAUCCUUACUGUCUCCCAUGUAUUUGUGAAUUUGGUGUUAAGACAAACAAAAUAUUGCUUGUUCAUAGUUCUUUAAAAAUUCUCAUGCCUUCUCUUAUUGAUAAUGUAAUGAUCUUUUAUCUAGAGGAAUAACAUAUUUAUCACCCCUGUUAGUGAAAGUGUUAAUGUUCCACAAGCUCUUUUGUUUAUUUUUAAUGGAAAACAGUAUUUAUCACCUGGGCCAGGCUGUACAAAACCUGAUUCCUACACCUUUGUAAGAGUUUGAAACUAAGUCUGUUACCACAAAGGGUCAAAGGCAUAUCAAUACAUUAAUAUGAUCUUGAAUUUCCUCUAAGGGACCCUGGUGGCGUAAGGGAUAAACAGUUAUCUGUUGCAACCCUCUGACAGCCAGUAGAAUACUCCAUGCGCUCUGUUGCAUGUAUUGAGAACUUUUUCUAUGCUAGGCCAAUGGCUAUAUUGUGACAAACAUAACCUGUCACACUGCGUAGUCUGCUUGCUAAUAAAUCAGCCACUUCAGAGUCUUUAGAGUGAAAAAAAAUAGGAACAGUUCUUAAUUACUUUGUCUGUUUUUGCAGAGAUCGGAAGCCGGAGUCAAGUGCUGAAGUAUUAUAUCUGGGCUCUGAUACAAGUUCAAAAGCAUCAAUCAGUGCAGAGGUAAACUGCAGCAUGUAUAUGUAACAUAAGGGAUCUUGAUUACAUGUGCACAGUGCAGGUCAAAUAAAAUGUUUAAGCAUGAAUGAUUCUGUUUUAACCUGAACAUACUUGUACACUGUAGGCUUGUAAAAGACAAAUAUUAGUGUAAAUUUGUGCAUUGUCAUGGUCACAUAAAAAAUGCAAUUCUUUUAAGGUCAAAUUAUAACAAGUAACUUAUUUAGUAGUUUUGAUGCCAAUGAACGAAAUGUCAUUCAUUGAUGAAACUCCUUUUCAAAUAUACAAUAUUAUCUAGACGAAAGGCAACAUUGAUUUAAGUGAUGAGAGACAGUUAAACACCUAUGCAACAAACUAUAGGGCAUAAAAGUUUACCCAUCCCUGGUGUUUGGUCUCUGAUUUUAGGCUGAACCUUUGACACUGAAAUACAUGUACAAUUUAACUUUUACUGCAAUGUGCCGCACUGAUACCUUUUCCAGAGAGUAAAAUUGCAUUUGUGUUGUUGUUCAAGCAGACUGAGGCUGAUUCUGGAGAAGAUACCAUGCCUUUGAAAAUUGGUGAGUUAUGGAAACCUUCUCCCCCCACCCUAUCCUCCCCAAACAAUAAUAUACAAAGGGAUAGCAAUGCAUGGAAAAUAUAUUAAACUUGUGCACAUGUAGAUCUCAGUGCAAGCCAGUCAGCAUUGAUUUGAGGGAUAGGGAUGAAGUAAAAUUAUUUGUUCUUAUAGAAAGUUUGGUUGAGAAAAUGCGAUGCUAAUAUUUAAAAAUGUCAAAAAGUUUAUGUGAAAUUGUGACUUGCUUUUCGGGGGGAAGAACUUUUUUUGUUUUUUUUGUUUGUUUAUUGUUGGUGGAAGACUAAUACUUUGUAAGUUGGGAAAUUUUGGUUUUUUUUUUCUAAAACCUCUUUCAGGAACCUUCUUGUUUGAGUCAUCUGCAACCACAUGUAGUACACAAUGGGCAACUUUCAGUUAAAAUCACGAUGAACUGAUCUUAGUGAUUGUUUUUUAUUUUCGGGUAGCUGUUUGCUCUGCCCUGACUGAGCUUGUUGUCAAUGACACUAAUGGACAGCAAAUUGUGCAGGUGAGGAGUGUAAACUGAAUGUUUUCUCUCAAAAGAAGCCAAAUCUUACCUUCUGAAUGAUUCAUCAACCACGAGGCUUGUUAGAAUUCUUUAACGUGUAACAGGAAUAUUACAGUUACAUCCGGAAGGGAUUCUUAUCCAUUGGCUCUCAACAUUCAGAGAGUAAUCACGUUUCUUCGAUUAUUUUCCGGUAUUCAGUUAUAUUACAAGGUGUAGAGAGUCGAAUGUCAAAGCAAUUAUUUUAGCCUAGGAAACACAACUCCACGACCCGACGAGAAUAAACUUGGACCUCUUCAUUCAAAGUCCAGAGAACAGGGUACCAGGCUACCGCAUCUUGCAUUGAAAGUGUGACAAAAACUCCAAAUACAUUAAUUACAGAGCACCCCUUAAAUAGCUUAUGCUUUUGUUUCAUGUAACACACUACAAACAACAAAGCGUGAGUCGGCAAAUACACAAAGCGUGUUAACCUUCUAAUUCAACUGCUUGCGUGCGAGUGGACACAGCAUACUAGCCUGUAACCUAGUGUGCAGGACGCAUGUUAACUAACGUAAAGCUAGAGUAAUAAUUGUAUGGUAAAUAUUCUCUCAUUAUUGCCGUAAUACUACUAGGUUAAUUAAACCGAAGCUCGUAUCGGUUUUGUUAUAGUUAUCAACUUCGGUAAUAUUUCCGCACAGCCCCAUACUACAUUAUGCAUUCAGUUCUUGAAUAGAGAAAACAAUGACAAAAACAAUACAUCGCCAUUGGGAAAACAGAUUUGUUUUACAAUAGUAUGGGGCUGUGCGGAAAUUUUACCCUUCAGUUACUUUGUUCAUGUGGAGAAGUGAUUUUUAAUGAUGUUUGUGGUAUCUAACCCAGUACCGGAACGAAUUCCGACGAUCGCCAAAAACAACCCAAGACGUCCAAGAUAUCAGGAAAUCGCCAUAGCAUAUAGCCUUAAACGGCCAAAACAUUUGAGUAAAAUUACAUUCUAUCGGAUGGCCAGAGCGAUAUCAAGGGGAUGGUAAACAAAACCAAAAACGAGAAAGAGUGUUGUUUUCCACAAUUCUUUGUUUCCGAGAACAUUGCGGAUAAUACAUCAAAUUUUGAUACAUUAGGACUCUCCCAUGACAUGUUAUCACUCUCAAAGAAUUAAAAGCAAUUAAAACUAGAGCACGUAACUAUAAGUAGAAAACAAUAAUAAGGGAGAGAUGACCGUUUCUAGCUGAUAAGAGACGGGUACCGUCAUAGAACAGACAGGUUUGCUGUACACAUAUUAUAUCUCAAAGCUUGAUUUUAAAGUACGUAUAAUUCUUUACUCUGUUUCAGUCAAACGGUAUUUACUUGCUGGGAUUACUUAUUCUGCCCCAAGAAACGUCUUCUUCUGAGGAAGCCGCAACUGUAGAACACCUUCAGGUAGGACGGACUGUUUUUGUGCCCUAUUACAAGUGCAAGUGUAGAUCGUAAGACAUUUUCAUCAACAUGCACAGUACUGUACUUGGAAAUCUUUGAUUAACUCGACUCACUUUUGUUGUAAAUUUUUUCUUCACAGAAAAGCGCAUUCAGGGCUUUGAGGUUGGUUCUCUUUCUUUCCUGUGUAUUGUCUUGUAGUUAGUGUGUAUACAUCAUCUCUCCUCAAGAAAAUCUUACUGUUCGAGCCUCAUUAGAUCCAACCGCAGGGAAUUUUUUUUCUUCAGUUUUAUUUGUAAAGUGCAGCGAAGGCAUAGUCAAGUUUCCUCAAGCUGCAUUUUAAAACCUCGUUUGCUUAUAUUCCCAACUUAGUCCGAAAUUUUGAUACAUAAUUCAUAUGUUAUGGGAACCACAUCGUCCUGCCCAGGAACAGAUUGGCAGCUAGUGUUAAGUUGUUUUGUUCCAAAAUAACGCUCUAUCACCUUCGUCUUUAGUGAGUUGUUGUGCUUAACUCUCUGCAGAUUCUUGUUUAGUAUGGAGCGAAAUCGUCAACUCUUCAAGAGGUGAGAUAUACUGUUUGAAUUUAGCCUAGCCCUAAGUUUACAUCGUGAGAGAUCGAGAAUUCUUGAAUAAGGGCAUGGCUUGGAAGUUUUGAAAAUCUUUACAUUGAUUUUCUUUUGAUUUACAGAUUGUUUCCCCCAGACCUCUUUGAGAAAUUUAUUGACGUCGGUCAUUACGUCAGGGAAUUAAAUGCCUACAAGUGCCUGGUUGACAAAAUUUCCACUUUGACGGUGAGGUUAUAGAGUUGUUUUUUGUGUGUUAUACAGAAAUCACUGAACGGUAUUAAUGAAUUACUCCGCUUGAUGAAUUUCUUUUUCACUAAGCAAGCGUUUGACAGAGCAGUCUCGAGUUCUAUUCGACCAGUGGACUGUAUUUGAAAAUCGUUUUGUUCCUUAAUUAACAUUUCCUGGAUAGUUCUCAACUUCUGGGAGCGGCAUAGAAAGAUAGAGAGGCAGGCUAACUUACAUCGAAAGGGAGAUUACCACUGUCAAAUAAACGUUUUUAAUCCAAAUAAAAUACUGCAGAUCACUAUUGUUCUUGAUUACUAUAAUUAUGCUGCGUUAGCAUUUUAAUUCUUCAAAUUUAGCCGAGUGAAAGGCUAAGCUGAUAUGAAUAGACUAACUUUUCAGCUCCAGGAAAAUUCAACUGUAUGAGUGAGGGUUUUACUUAUUAGAGUAGAUCAGAUUUGAAGGAUUGACAGGCCUACACAUACGUCGGACAGUCUGGUUCCAAUCGUCUGCAGUUUCCCCCUAACACUUCUCCGAUCAAGACAACAAGAAAUAAUGAGUCUUCAAUUUUGGUUUUUGUUUCCUAAAGGAGGAGGACAUUUCAGUGAUUAAAACCAAUGUUCAAGCUACCAAUCAGAACAAGGCUCCUAGUCAUUCCAUUGGUUCAUACGAGGUACUUGAACUUCUGGGAUCUGGUGCAUUUGGAAGUGUCUUUAAAGUAAGUUGACUCCAUUAGCUAAUUGAACGUGGGUCUUGUGUUUACAAAUGUGUGUUUACUCUACGAACACGUACAUCUGUGUAUUAAAGUACCCUCGCUUUUUUAGCGAAAUCCGUUGCUCAUCAUUUGAUCGCAUUAUCAUUUUUAUUUCAGGUUAGAAAGAAGAAUGCUGGUCAGAGCUUUCUAGCUAUGAAAGAGGUUUGGCUUUGUUUAUUACACUGGCCUAAAAACUUGUGCUUCCAACGUGUUAAAGAGACUUAAUAUGCGUCACUUCUUUUAUCUUGUAGUAUCAGAGAUGUUUCUCUGGAAAUUGUUUUAUGCUCUUGCUUCUUUGAGUUCUUUAAAUAUCCAUGGCAGUUUGUUUAGCGAUUUCGGUACCUAUCUGUAGAUGCGGAGAUUAAAUUAAAUUUUGUAAUUUUUAUUUUUAUAGAUGUCAGUUCAUAAUCCUGCUCUUGGAAAGACGGCUAAAGACAGAGGAAAGAGUGUUGGUGAAAUUGUCAAUGAAACAGCUAUCAUGAAAGAACAGGUAACUUAACUGUACUAUCAAUUUGUAUUCACUUCACACGAAUAACGAGAAAUCCGCGCAAUGUGUAGGCAAAUGUGACGAUAAGUUUACUCGCAAACCAGCGAGCUUAGAGCUGGGAGAACUGAAUGGACUUCUUAUCGUUUCUUACGACAACUUGAGUAAAGUCUCUAGAGUCUCGUAGAUUUUCCUGCUGCUUUUCCAAUUUGCAUUUAAAUCACAAGGCACUCUGCGCGAUCAGUAAAACAGUAUAGUAAAACCAGUUCAUUUUAAUUUCCUUUUGCCUUUCAGCUAAGACACCCAAAUGUUGUCAAGUACCACAAAGCUUUUCAAGAAAGUGAGUAGCUUUUCUUUGGUCAUAAAUUUAUUUUAAGCAACUAAACACCCAAAUACAAGAAAAACAAAUUGACGUUUGUCUAGUAUAUUGAUACCAUAACCCUUUUUAGCCCAGCAUCAGUAUGUAUACUCUUCAUACUGUUCUCUUUAUUUUUCCUACGGCGCUGACAAGGAGAAAUUGUUCGCCUAUCAAGAGCUCCUUUACUAGGCGAUCAUUUCCUUUUUUUCUUAAGACCCCUAUGUUUGAUUCACCAAUGAUACUGUAAGGAGAAAUUUGAUGUUAGUGACUCUCAGAGGUUAACGGCUUAACACUCUGAUAGCGCCAAGUAAUGUCAGAGAAGUUGGACGAUCUUACCGUUUCACUGUGCUGACCAUUUCUUCUUGUUUUAUACUUAUUACAGAGGACAAACUCUUCGUCAUAAUGGAAUUGGUCGAGGGCGCUCCUCUUGGCGAGCAUUUUAAUUCCUUGAAAGAAAAAGGGACCAAGUUUUCAGAGGAGAGAAUAUGGCAUAUCUUUAUACAGGUACAGAACUGUGCUUUUCCAUGAUGGUAUAAAAUUAUUUAAAGAUACAUUCAUAUAGGUCGAAUGCGUGUGUUCAUUGGCGUAUUCGUUCGUAUACUUUCUCAUUCCAUCCCUUUACCUUUUUAAAAUUGAUCUCUAAUUUAUUUUUCUCUCUUCUCUUUUUUUCUAGAUUGUUUUAGGACUUCGUUACAUUCACAAAGAAAAACACAUCGUCCACAGGGAUCUUACGCCAAACAACAUCAUGCUGGGAGAAAAUGAUAAAGUCACUAUAAGUCAGUGACUUUUGUUUUUGCCUUGUUUUGUCUUGCCAUGCUUCUUAAAUUAGAGCCUUUGUGGAAAAGUAAUGAUAAUUCAUAUUUUAUUCUUUACAGCCGAUUUCGGUUUAGCCAAGCAGAAGAAUCCUGAUGCAAGUAAAAUGACGUCGGUGGUUGGUACAAUGUUAUAUUCAUGGUAAGUAUAAGUCAUCAGUUUUUUUUUUGUUUGUUCUGACGAAAGUUUCGACGUCAUUGAUACUAAUUUUUCAAGUAUCUAUUUUCGAGAAAAUGGAAGCGGCACAUUCCGGCAUUCUUUAAAUCUGCGAUGUCGGAGAAUAUCAUCUUUCUAGGAACGUAUUUUCGGUUAUAUUUACCAUCUUAAAAGUUAAGACGUUAAAUCUCUUCAUUACUAAUUUUUGUUGUAACAUCACUUAAAAGUUAAUCGUAGUCAGCUGACUAGUGAUUCCUUGUACUUGCGAAAACUGGUGAAAAGGAGUGGAUGUGGAAACAAACCGUGAAAUACCUCCCAGAAUUUAUGCGAACAGAAUAUCCACAAGUGUAGACCGGCAUUGUUUCCAUGCAGAGUACUUUAUCUGGGUUCUGGUGAUAAUUGAGUUACUGAAUAUCUCUAUUCUCUGUUUUUAGUCCUGAGGUUGUUCAAAGCAAGCCUUACGGUGAAAAGGCGGACGUGUGGGCCUCAGGCUGUAUUCUGUAUCAAAUGGCAACUCUUCAACCUCCAUUUUACUCGUCAAACGUGUUAGCAUUAGCAAAAAAUGUACGUCGGCAAGUGCGUAAUAUUAGGAGACCUUUUUUAUUCAUUAGUUGGCACCUUCAGCGCUGAUUAACGAGUUGAGCUGAAGAAUCGCAACAAACGUUAAAAUAGUCAGGGGAACUCUAUUGAGGUUAAAUUUUACAUUUGUGUCAGUCAUAAUACAGUGGAACUUCUAUUCAUGGAGCACCCUUGAGUCAAGAGAAGUGCCCCUCAUUAGAGGUGUCCCAUCAGGUAACCCUACAAUGUAAUAUCUGCCGAUGUUGACCUGGUUCCUCUUCAAAAGUGACUAUAUUGUGACUGUUGCACGUGAACCGCUUUUCGACGAUGAAAAACUCAAAAUGAACAUGUCAAAAUAUCAACCAUGGACAGAUGCACUGCAUUACGUGUCACGGGUAAAUCACUUCGUUCUGGGUUUCAUUUUUUUUAUGACUUAUAACUUUAUUGUUAUCUUUCAAACACAGAUUGUAGAAGCUAAGUACAAGCCCAUACCUCCUGGAGAGUACUCGGACAAGCUGUCCGAGACUGUGACCAGGUCAGUGAUUGAAAGAGUAGAGUGACCAUUGGUGCAUAUUGCUUUGUAUGAAUUAUAAAAUCUUGUUGGCUGUGUAUACUUUUGAGAAUAGAUGGUUAGUUUGACCGUGCGAACACCUAGAGAAAUCUUUAGUUUUUUUUUUUUUUUUUUUCUUUUUUAUCGCUAUUUCUUGUAUCGAUGCGCGCAAAGCCGGAAGAUUAAUGUAAAGAAAGGUUGAUGGACGUAGCUCACUGUUACCGUGGUGGAGGAGUCUGGCUGAAAGCGGAGAGAAAAGGAAGUGGUCUUUUUAGGGGUUCGCAAGAGUGCAGUUAAUACCCAGAUCUUACUGUGGCUUUUUUGCUGCUGUUAACUUUGUUAUUGGGAAUGUCACUGUUGUUUUGGUUACUAAAGCGCGUUGGCUCACAUAACAUGCGUGCAUGAAGGGGUGCUGGAGAAUGGUUUGAAGUUUCGCGUGCGAGAAAGAAUUCCUUGCGCGCCUCUAACUCUUUCUUUGUUUUUCCCUCCGUGUAGGUGUCUAACACCCAAUCCUGAUGAAAGACCAGAUAUAAUUCAGGUAUGCUAUGGAACGUCACAAUCUCAUGAUAAGUGAUUGUUAACAUUUUUAAUCAAUUUUUAUAUUAUAGUGUUUAUAUUCAACGUUAUUUGUGUUUUGAGGGGAGAGAUCUCAGUCUUUGCACAGUCCGGAGCUGUGACACUUCAUUUUAUGUUCUUGCACUUCUGUUAUUCACUUAAAUUUUAAAGUGGUCUUUUUGUUCCAGGUUGCUGCCAUUAUCAGCGAAAUAAUGCUGGUGUAUGUGGACAAGUUGCGGUCCAAUGAGAUCAGCCUGGAAAAGAAACUGGAACGAGAAAGAAAAAGAACCCAGAGGUGUAUUUUUUUCUCAAGUAGACGGAUGUUUGUAUAGCGUUAAUAGACCUAUCUUCAGAUCGUUUGCCAUUUUGAAUAAGUUAUGUUUUACCUCUUAAGAACCUCAUAAUACUCUUCUGUGCUAAUUUACGGUAAUGAAAUGGCCGUCGUAGAAGGUCCGAUUUAAUCGAAAGAGUUGUCUUACCUUGCAGGCAUUAUAUCGAGGCAAAUCGUAAUAUGCAGAACUACCAUCGCCUUUUCUGGGCCUCACAAGAACGCUAUGACAAGCUGGUGAACCUGUCAAGUAGUGGAGGAGCCGCUGGCUUCAGGAACGUUGACGUCCCUGAAGGUUCUGACACCGUCUUUGAGGCAGCGAGUGCCCUAGCAGAGUUCAACAAGAAUGGCGUUCAUAAAAACGGCGAAACAGAGUUUGCGAACCAAGUGGAUUCUGGAAUUGACAUUGGAGGAGAAGCUCAAGCCAACGGAGUCCUGGGUUCCAGCACCAGAUCACCUGAACAAAAUGGUGGUACUAAACCUGAAAGUAGCUCGUCGCCAGGCUCAACGCGGCGGCAAAGGACUCUUAAGCCAGUUAUUACUGAUAAAUCUAGUUACAAAGGGAAUACUGAAAAAUCGUCCUCUUUAAAUAAAGACAAAGAUAAGCCCUUAUCGGGCGGUAGGGUAGGAAUAGAGAAACUGUCCAACAGUAGGACUAUCGUUGAGAAACCAGGCGCCAGUUCUUCCGCCACGAAUUCUCAUGUUUUUGCGGUACCGAAGCCCCCCGGACCACGGAAAGGCGCGAGGAGACAACUUCAUGUUGAUUUCGCGGUCGGCAGCAAGGUUUCCCCGUCAAAUGGUUCGAGUACUACAACAACAACACCUGUUGGCGGAAAUUCAUCUGGGAUUCCUGCUCCUGGGAUAAGUGAAUUUUCAUCGAGAAGGACACAUAGCAGGUUAGUGUGAAACAGAAAGCCUCGCGUUAAAGUUGAGGGUGGCAAAAGUAUGCCCAGUGGGAAUUUUUCAACUUAGAAGACAUCAGGGACGAACCGUUAGGAGGCGUGAUCAGCAAUAGCAAAGUAUACUUUUUGUAUGAGGUUAACUAAGGAUUGAGGUGGGUAAGUUUCUAAAGCAUAUUUGGUUCUGCGUCGGAGUGAGGUUUUACAAGAUAGUUACUUUUAUCAACUGGGUGGAUUAUGUCAAUUGACCAUCGUUGAGAGAUCCUAAAGCUGACGUUUCGAGCGUUAUCCCUUCGUCACAGUGAAUCCUAUUCCCUCUGAGGAAGGGCUGACACUCGAAACGUCAGCUUCAACGAGAGUGAACAAGAAAUAUUGCUUAUCCAAAAUGGACCUGAUUAUUAGAAAUAAAGUGUUUUUAAUGUCCUUCUGCUCGUUCCAUUUUAGCUCAUCCGUGGAAAUGUAUAGAAGACAGAGUAGUGGACAGUUGAAGGCACGACCUCGUAAGUAUAAUUUUGUUUAUCACUCGUAAAUGCUUUGGACUGAAAGCCGGAAGAUUACGUUUCAAAGAACUUUUUACAACAGAGCGCCUUUUAAUGUAAAUAUGUAAAUCUGUUUGUUUGUUUUAGCUACUGCCGCAGCCACUCUCAGCAUUUCUCCUCGCAAAGUGCGUCAAAUAAACGAUCCCAUCUCCCAGAUUCUCAACCAACUCCACAAGAUCAUCUUCAUAACGCAGGUUCGCGAUUAGUUUUUUAUCUUAUGUCGUUCCCCUGUAUUCGUCUAACCCGUGGGACAUCAGUAAACAGAAUUGAUCCUCGAAUAUCCAGCGUUAGUAUUGUUGUAAUGGGAUAAGUAGCCGAGAAGACAUUCGUUGCCGUUGCACUCUUAGUUCAAGGAAAGUUCAUCCUCGUAGCACUCUUUAUUUCUUACCUAGUUCACUUGUUAAUUUUUCAUUGCCGUUCCAGUUACCACCUACAUUAUCACCAAACCCACAGAGAAGAAUAGUCGAGCAGUUCAAGAGAGCUCUGUUUGCUCCUCAAAACAGCUCCUUCGUCAAUCUUAAAAGCGAGGUCAAGAAGGUAAGUUCCUUUUCGUCACCAGAGGUUCCUUGGAAUAUUUUAGAAUAUUUUAUAGUAGCAGUUUUUAAGAAACAAAUGUAACCUUUCGUAAGAUUUUGAUGGGUCAACGUUUGUUCCAUUUGUUUUCAUUUAUCGGAGAUGACAUUCCAAUAUGACCUAUUUGGUAUGCUACGGGUUUUAUCACUCUCUUUGGUAAAUGGACGUGAUACGUUAAGUCCUUGUGGUCAGCACGCAGGGCUUAACUGGAGAGGUCCCUGUUCCGCCCCAUUGGCCGCGUCUCUCCUGAGCAUGGUACCUCCCACUUAAUUAGUGGCAACCUCCAACCAAGAGUAUGAAAUAAAACGUAGGGGGGAGCAGGACGAGAUGCAGAAGGUGGGGGAAGGGGGUUAAAAUGCGAGAUACUAAUAUUCCAUCAUGCCAUUUGAACCGGAACAAUUUCUGAUAGUUUGGCCAAGAUAUACAUUUUUGACCUCUGUUAAGAAACACUUUGUAUGGUUACAUGACAGGUGAUUGAAGGGUCUAGAGAAGUUAUUGACCUGAAGUUCGGGUUUGGAGAUCCAGCAUUCCUGCAUCACCAGCUAGAUACCGCUGACAAGUUAGGUAGGUCCAGAGAGCAAAAUGUGGCAAGGUUACUGUGGGACAUAAACGCGAGUCAUUUUUUUUUUACUGUUGGUUUUGUGUUCUUAGUGAGUGGAGUUAACCUUGAAUCAGGCGACGCCCAAGAAAUUGGCAUAACAUACGAGAUGAUGCAGGUUUGUGAAGGUUCCUUGUGCUUUAAAUCUUGUCUCCAAGUUGUAAAGAAGAUGAAAGUCUUCGAGAAUUUUUUUUUCUUUUUUUUCGGCCCCAACCCCUUCAACUUCUACGAAAACUCGGAAGGAUUGAUAAAGGUAGAUGAUAAAGUUUUAAUUUCCAAUUUGUGUCGGUUUUCCCUAUCGAUCCUUAGUUAUCUUCGUUCUUAUAUUUUGAUUUCUCUGUUUGUUUUUGGUAUUUGUCUCCUGAAAUAAAGAUCAUUGAAGGUUUUAUUCAGUCCAUAUUGGCCAUCUGUUCUUAACCCUUUCACUCCUAAGAUCUUAUUAGUGAUUCUCCAAACUGUCUGCCAUGCAAUUUUUAUGAUGUUACUUCGGAGAAUUUGGUAUUGGAUCAGCUUAUAAUCCUCUAAUUGGUAUUUUUCUUAAUCCUCAUCACUUCUCAUCACACUUGUCAUUUGUUUUUUUUUUCCAAUUUCUGCUACAUCGUCGCUUAUCUUCUAAUUCUUUAAUUUUGAGGAAGUUUUAAGAUCUAAACUACGAUUGUUUUAUUGCAGAAUAUAAUCGAAAACGUUCUCAUGGAGAGUGGCUAUUAUGACAUGUCUCCUUGUGCAAGGUGGGUGAACAUAGUUGCAUUUUAAUCUAGAGAAAACUUGAAUUCACAGAAGGUUCGCACAGUUGGAAAGGUGAAUUAACUUCAUGUAGAAGGGUAAUUUUCAAUUUUGCUUAGCGUCAUUCUCUCAACUAAUCAGAUGAAAACUGGGUCACUGAGUUGGCUCCAGGCUGCUAAUUAGUGGCGACGAGCGAAGAACCGGGGCGAGCGAGUAAAAAAAAAGUCGGGAGUCAACUCCUUCUGUAAACCCAUCAAUUUUUUCGUCUCUCGCUCAUUCUGUCGUCUCCACUGACCGGCAGCCCGACAUAGGCUGUGUUCUCUCGUGCUUUUGUCACUAUGUUUUUCUUCAAGGUCUCUCUGGCUCUAUGUGGAAUUGAUGUUAUUGAUUGGUAGUUAUGAUCUCUUUAGUUUUAUUUUGACGUCCAUCAAUCAAAAUGCACUUUAUCGCACACCCAAAGCCCUCUUCCCUCUUAGCCAUGGCCCCCUGUUUUGAAACAGCAACAGGAAAAAAGUAAUAUAGAGCACAAAAGAGAGGAUGUGUCUUUUGUAUUCGCUCAUAUAUUUUGAUUUUUGUGUUUGACUUUGGAAAUGAAGUUCCUUAGCAUUACUUUCAUCUAAUACUAUUUGUAAUUGCACACAAUUUAUCUUUGCAAUCCCUUCGUUUUCCCCUCAGAAACCGAACGGUUCCUCUGGGUCCUAUUGGCACGGUGCCGGCAUCUGGUGUCAACUUAGGCCCCUCCAAGAGGAGUGGAACUUCCUAGUGUCGUAGUGAUUGUAAUCUUUCACAACAGCCACAAUGGCAGCAUGAUAUACACAGUCUUAACAUCUGUUUUUAAUGUGGAGUGUUAAUGCUCGAAAACACGGUGUGGGAUUUCUUUCAACAUUCAGAGAUGAAUUGAAGCUUUCAGAGACAGUGGUUUUUUCUAAGCCAUCUGGGAUGGGAAACGAGAUUCCUGUGGAUGUAAAUGUUUGUAAAAACGAACUUAAUUUAUUUUUUUAGCGAAAGUUUAUUUAAAUGCAGUCGAUGAAAAGGAAAAAAGGAGAGUUUAUCUAGACCGCACAUGUAAGUAAGUGUUUGCAUUGAUGUGUACCAAGAAUUUAGAGAAGACGAACUUUUUUGUAUAAUUGAAUAAUCGACCGCGAAUAAGCAGAGGCGUAAUGUAGUUUUAAUUAGGGAUCCUAAUUGGUGGAAAAUUUUACAUCACUGUCUCACCAGUCAGAUGAAAGGUUUAUGCUCAUCGUUUCUGGUUUUCAGUGCAAUUACUCAGCAUCGAGAGGUGCUCGCGCAACUUGGUUAUCUUUAUCACCUACCUUAUGAAAGGAUUCCCGUCAAAUUUGAUCGGCUGAGCGCGUUGCCGAGGACCAACAUUAAUUUUGUUUGUUUGGUGUGCAGUAAUAUCUUAGAACCAAAACAGUUCCCGAUACUUCAUGGUCGUGGAAUUCAAAUCCACGACCAAAGGAAAGACUUGCUCGAAGCUUCACAAUGACACAUGUUUGUUGUAAAUGACGUAUGUAAACGCUUCUCGUCAACUUCAGAAGUGGAUUUAGCUUGAGCCAGCGUAGUUAAUACCCUGGGGCACUGGAGGACCCUGGAGAAAUGUAGUGCUGAGGGGUAGGGGAUAGAGAACUGACUUUUUUCUCAACUUCCAGUGGCUUGCCGAGAGCUGAAUUGUUUCUCAACUUCCAAUAGCCUGCUGUGCAGGUAUAUUUGGUGAAUAAUUUUAGGUUGGUACUGUUAAUUACACUUCUCACCACCCUGUUAAAUCUCUUUAGAAAAGAAU
This is a messenger RNA of Pocillopora meandrina, 23088 nucleotides long. The record is from the annotation of a GenBank genome assembly. Lineage: Eukaryota; Metazoa; Cnidaria; Anthozoa; Scleractinia; Pocilloporidae.